AUGACUUCACCAGAAAGGGAAUUUAUAAACAAAUUCUUGAGCCUUGCAACUCUUAAUGCGCCUGCAUUACCAGCCGACUACAAGAAGUCGUUACACGAUGUGGAUAACUUGGGUGUUGCUCUUCCACCUUUGAGGUACAAGUACGACCACAAACGAGCAAAAUUGUCAGCUUUAGCUAACGGAUCUAGCGAGGUUUCAAUAACUUUAAAGUCCGUAAGACCACCAAAAUUCGUCCACACGAAAUCAUUCUCCAAGAUCGACACCGUUCAUGUGGUCAAGGAGUUCCUAGUUGAUCAAGAAGAUUCUCUUUCCGAUACCUCUCAAUUAAAGUUACUUUUAAAAGGCAAAGUAUUGCACGACAGCGUCCUCCUUUCCGAUUUGAAAACGGACAAAGCAGACCUUACCGUAAUGGUUUCAAAGGCUUUGAAGGUGGCAGAUGCUUCGUCUUCUGACAGCCAUUCCCCGCCAAUUCAACCUUCCAUUUCAGCGGAGACUCUUGAAGUUCCUUGGGAAGAUAUACAGAAACUACUAGACAAUAAACUGGAAUCCGAAGCGCGGAGUCGCGAAGUCUUUGAAAGGUUAAGACGAGGCUGGACUCUAACAGAAGAAAGGUAA
Messenger RNA from Lachancea fermentati, 615 nucleotides. Lineage: Eukaryota; Fungi; Ascomycota; Saccharomycetes; Saccharomycetales; Saccharomycetaceae. The record is from the annotation of a GenBank genome assembly.